CUGCAGCCAGAGCUCCUGGCCGGGCGGCGGGCCGCUGCGCGCGCCGCUCACCUGCGCACACCUGGGCUCACCUGGGCGUGCGCGGUCCCCGGCCCCCGUGCCCCGCUCUGCGCCCCGCCCGCCUGCCAGUUCCUAGCCGCGCAGGCGCACGGCUCCUCUCCCGGGACUCAGCGCUGUCAUGGCGGCAGAGAGCGGCCGCGUUUGCAGCCGAGGCAGGAAGAGAUGGGGCUAAGGGAGACCGCGGGGUGAGGCAGCGGCGGCUGAAACUUUCGGCUCCUUCCCGCUCCGGGAGCGGCGGGUGCUUCUGCGCCAGGGGGGCUAGCGGCGCAAGGGCUCGCGCGAGUGGGGGGUACCAGAGCAGCCCGCUCUCCCCGCCCCUCAGCCGGGCAUUAAAGCGAGCCUCUGCUCCCCCCCCGCCACCCCCCGCGGCGCACGAGACGCGAGGAGGUGGAGGAAGGAGGAGGAUUAGGGCUUUACGUACCUGCCUCGGGGCAGUGGGGCAGCUGACCCAACCCUGCUGUUGAGGAAAAAGCCAAGAUUGGGCGAGCGCUCUCCACACCCGCUGUACUUGGGGUUUUUCGCAAGUUGGACCUGAAGAGAGAGUGAGCAAGAGACCUCUUUCCCUGCCACUGAAAUCGCUCCUCAUUGGCUGUGGCGGCUGUGCCUCUGGCAUCUCAGCUAGUGGUAACUUGAACUUAGCUAGCUAUGGCUAGUGAAGACAAACAGGUUCUUCAGCCAACAGGUGAUGGAGGAGGAGGGAAAGGAGGAGGUUCUGCUGCAGUGGGGAGUACGCUGCAGCCCUUGAACCCAGGAGUCCCUAUCCGAGGCAUCAGGAUGAAAUUUGCAGUGCUGACGGGACUGGUUGAAGUUGGCGAAGUAUCCAACAGGGACAUUGUAGAAACUGUAUUUAACUUGCUUGUAGGGGGCCAUUUUGAUCUGGAAAUGAACUUUAUUAUCCAAGAAGGAGAGAGUAUUAUCUGCAUGGUAGACUUGUUGGAUAAAUGUGACAUCACUUGCCAGGCUGAGGUGUGGAGCAUGUUUACAGCAAUCCUGAAGAAGAGUAUACGGAAUCUACAAGUCUGCACAGAAGUAGGGCUUGUUGAACAAGUGCUACAGAGAAUUGAUAAAACUGACAAUAUGAUUGCAGAUCUCUUAGUUGAUAUGUUGGGAGUGCUGGCUAGCUAUAAUUUGACGGUCCGAGAGCUAAAAUUGUUCUUCAGCAAACUCCAAGGAGAAAAAGGAAAAUGGCCACCACAUGCUGGAAAAUUAUUGUCUGUAUUAAAACACAUGCCUCAUAAAUAUGGUCCUGAUGCCUUCUUCAACUUUCCAGGAAAAAGUGCUGCAGCUAUUGCCUUACCUCCUAUAGCCAAGUGGCCCUACCAGAAUGGAUUUACUUUUCACACUUGGUUAAGAAUGGAUCCUGUAAAUAAUAUCAAUGUGGAUAAGGAUAAGCCUUACUUAUAUUGUUUUCGAACAAACAAAGGACUUGGUUAUUCUGCUCACUUUGUUGGAGGCUGUUUGAUUGUGACAUCAAUAAAGUCAAAAGGAAAAGGAUUCCAGCACUGUGUGAAAUUUGAUUUCAAGCCUCAGAAGUGGUAUAUGGUUACUAUAGUGCAUAUCUAUAACCGCUGGAAGAACAGUGAACUUCGGUGCUAUGUGAAUGGGGAACUAGCAUCAUAUGGAGAGAUAACGUGGUUUGUCAAUACCAGUGAUACGUUUGAUAAAUGUUUCCUGGGUUCUUCAGAAACAGCAGAUGCUAAUCGAGUGUUUUGUGGGCAGAUGACAGCUGUUUACCUUUUCAGUGACGCUCUCAAUGCUGCUCAGAUUUUUGCCAUUUAUCAGCUUGGCCUGGGAUACAAGGGAACGUUUAAAUUCAAGACAGAAAGUGAUCUCUUCCUUGCUGAGCAUCACAAACUGUUACUGUAUGACGGCAAAUUGUCCAGUGCUAUUGCUUUCACAUACAAUCCAAGGGCUACUGAUGCACAGCUCUGUCUAGAAUCAUCCCCCAAGGAUAACCCUUCUAUCUUUGUUCAUUCACCACAUGCUCUCAUGCUUCAGGAUGUGAAAGCAGUCCUAACACAUUCUAUCCAAAGUGCUAUGCAUUCAAUUGGAGGAGUGCAGGUACUUUUCCCUCUGUUUGCACAGUUAGACCAUAGGCAAUAUUCAUUGGACCAAGUUGACACAACUGUUUGUUCUACUUUGCUGGCUUUCAUCAUGGAGUUGCUGAAGAACUCCAUUGCUAUGCAAGAGCAGAUGCUUUCCUGUAAGGGCUUCCUUGUGAUAGGACAUACUCUUGAAAAGUCUUCCAAAGUCCAUGUUACCAGAGUUGUGCUAGAACUAUGUCUUGCCUUUGCUAAAUAUCUGAGUAAUUUGCACAAUGGGAUUCCGUUGCUUAAACAGCUGUGUGAUCACAUUCUCCUUAACCCUGCAAUAUGGAUUCAUACACCAGCGAAGGUUCAGUUGAUUCUGUACACUUACCUGUCUACUGAGUUCAUUGGCACUGUUAACAUAUACAAUGCAGUUCGGCGAGUUGGGACAGUUCUUCUGGUAAUGCAUUCCUUAAAAUAUUACUACUGGGCCGUGAAUCCUCAAGAUCGCAGUGGUAUUACUCCAAAAGGUGUAGAUGGACCACGCCCUAAUCAGAAGGAGAUUUUAUCUCUGCGAGCAUUCUUACUGAUGUUCAUUAAACAGCUAGUGAUGAAGGAUUAUGGAGUGAAAGAAGAUGAACUGCAGGCUAUCCUCAAUUAUCUGCUCACAAUUCAUGAGGAUGACAAUCUAAUGGAUGUCUUGCAGUUGCUUGUUGCUCUGAUGUCAGAGCAUCCCAGUUCUAUGAUUCCUGCUUUUGAUCAGAGGAAUGGAUUACGGGUUGUCUACAAACUUCUAGCAUCAAAAAGUGAAGGGAUCAGGGUACAAGCUCUAAAAGUGAUGGGCUACUUCUUAAAACAUCUAGCACCUAAGAGAAAAGCUGAAGUCAUGCUUGGACAUGGAUUAUUCUCUUUGCUGGCUGAAAGGCUGAUGCUUCAUACAGGCUUAAUCACCAUGACCACGUACAAUGUCCUGUUCGAGAUUCUUAUUGAACAAAUUUGCACUCUAGUAAUACAUAAACAGCAUCCUGACCCAGAUUCAACAGUGAAGAUACAAAAUCCUCAGGUAUUGAAAGUAAUUGCGACUCUACUACGUAACUCUCCCCAGUGCUCAGAAACUCUGGAGGUUCGUCGAGCUUUUCUCUCAGACAUGAUUAAACUUUUUAAUAACAGCAGAGAAAAUAGGAGGAGCUUGUUGCAGUGCUCAGUGUGGCAGGAGUGGAUGCUUUCUCUUUGCUAUUUCAACCCCAAGAACUCUGAAGAGCAGAAGAUAACUGAAAUGGUGUAUGCCAUUUUUAGAAUCUUGCUUUAUCAUGCAGUCAAAUAUGAGUGGGGUGGCUGGCGAGUUUGGGUGGAUACACUGUCAAUCACACAUUCAAAGGUAACGUUUGAAAUGCAUAAAGAGAGCCUUUCCCAAAUGUACCGGGAUUACCAAAGGAAAGGAGGUGAAGGAAGUGGAACAGUUCCUUCCACCCCUGUUAGAACUAUCUCAGGAGUUAGCAGAGAAGCUGAAAUCGCAAGGAGGCAACAACAUGUGGAGGUGAAAGAAGCUGCUGCUUCUGCAUAUGUUGGGGCUGAUAGCGUGGAGCACAGUGCACAAAAAAAUGAGAUAAAAGCUUCAUCUGAAUGUGAGCUACAAAGUCAUUCACCAUCUAAUGAAGGGAAGAAAUCUGAGGGAGAAAAUGGUCAGAGAUCACCUGACUUAAAGAGAGCACCUUGCUUAGAAUUUCCUCCACAGACAGAAGCAGUAAAACCGGGUGAUUCAGAAAUCACUUCUGGAAUUGCUGAAGCAAUUGCAGAUUCUCUGAGUAAAGCUAAAGAACUUGUGGAAGAAACAGCAGCUACUGAUGGGGCUUCUCUAACUGCACAAACUGUUUUAGAAGGGGAGACACCUGAAAGCCCAGAAAUGCUGGAGGAAUUUACAGCAGAGGUGGAAGAUGAUGACUUUGUUGAUUUAAAAGAGGAAAGCAAUCUGCCUUUACCUUCAGAAGAGUUGGUACUAAAACCCAGUGAAGAGAAUAGCUCACCUGAAAAUGAAAGCCAAAUAACAAUAGCAAUGAAAGAAGAAACUGUUGAGAAGGAACCUGAGACAAUACCUUUAGAAUCCAAAAGUGCUGAAAUCUUGAACAAGACAAGAGAAGAAUUGUCAGAAACAGUGACCUCUGAAGUCCAAGAGGAGACAAGUCAACUAAAUUCAGAAGUGAAUGAGAAGUUAGAGGAAUUAAAACCUGAUGGCAGUGAAACCAAAGCAAUUGGAGGAGAUGCAAACACACAUACUUCAGAAGCUUCUGUGGCCUCAGAGAAAAAAAUUGCCAAGCUUGAUGUUUCCAGUGUUGCAUCAGACACUCAGAGACUGGAACUAAAACCCAGCACAAGCCUGGAAGCAACUCAGCCUCUUAGACCCCUACCUGAGAUAUCAAGGCAGGAAGAUUCAUCAGGACAAGACUUGGCUGCUGCAUCUGAUGGGCAGAGAAGAGAUUCCAGGUCGACUAUGUUUCGUAUUCCUGAAUUUAAGUGGUCCCAGAUGCAUCAACGUUUGCUCACAGAUUUACUCUUUUCAAUAGAAACGGAUAUACAGAUGUGGAGAAGCCAUUCUACAAAGACUGUGAUGGACUUUGUGAACAGCAGUGACAAUGUCAUCUUUGUACACAACACAAUUCACCUCAUCUCUCAAGUUAUGGACAACAUGAUCAUGGCUUGUGGUGGUAUAUUGCCAUUGCUUUCUGCUGCUACAUCUGCUACACAUGAAUUAGAGAAUAUAGAGCCAACUCAAGGACUUUCAAUAGAAGCUUCGGUAACAUUUCUUCAGAGAUUAAUCAGCCUUGUGGAUGUGUUAAUUUUUGCAAGCUCUCUUGGCUUCACUGAAAUUGAGUCUGAGAAAAAUAUGUCAUCUGGAGGAAUUCUGAGACAAUGCCUUCGACUGGUGUGUGCAGUGGCAGUAAGAAAUUGUUUGGAGUGCCAGCAGCAUACACAAAUGAAACCUAUUGGAGAAACUGUAAGGAGUCAGAAAACAAUGCAGAGCCUUAUAGGAACAGGGAAGUCUGCAGCAAAGAGUCCAGUUGACAUUGUGACUGGUGGAAUUUCUCCAAUACGAGACCUUGACAGACUUCUGCAGGAUAUGGAUAUUAACCGGCUUCGAGCAGUAGUGUUCAGAGAUAUAGAGGAUAGUAAACAAGCUCAGUUCUUGGCCUUGGCUGUAGUAUAUUUUAUCUCGGUCCUUAUGGUGUCAAAAUACAGAGACAUACUGGAACCCCAGAAUGAAUGGAGGCAACCUCAUCGUAGCCAGUCAUUCAAGGGAACAGAGAAUGGAAGUAGUGAGGCAACAUCUACAGAUGUAGAAAACCCAUCUGCUACUACUGGUGCUUCAACUCCAGUAUCAACAGAAGAUUCUGAAAGUUCAGCACCUGUACGAAGAAGAGACUCGGGCAUUGGAGAGGAAUCAACUUCAGGUCAAGCAAACAAUUCAGAUGCUGUUGCUGAAGCAGGACCACAGAGUGCCAGUUCAGGUCCAGACGCUAUCAGUGAAGUAUUAUGCACACUUUCUUUAGAAGUCAAUAAAUCUCAGGAAAACAGGAGUGAGGCAGGAAAUGAGUUGACUGAGAAGACUGCAUCUUCUGUACCAUCUUCAAAAAAUGUCAACGUAAAGGACAUCCUCAGAAGCUUGGUUAGCACCCCAGCAGAUGGUGCCACAGUGGAUCCUACCCUUCUGCCGCCAACCUUCCUUGGAACUCUUGGUGAUACUGCUGCUGAGCAGCAUGUGCAAUUCCGUUCCUUUGACAGGAGUGUUGUUGUAGCUCCAAAGAAAUCAACAAUUUCCCCUUCUACAGCUACCAUGAGUGUACCCACAAAUGCUGUCAGCGUGGUUUCUUCAUUAGAUUCAGCGCAGGCCCCAGACCUGACAGGAGAAUAUCCUGGCAGUGGAUCAUCUAAUUCAAAAUUGCCACCUGUGCCUACAGUUUCUUCUGUUCCAGAGGAUUCUGCUUCAAAUAUGAGUAUUACAGAGAGGCUUGAACAUGCUUUGGAAAAGGCUGCCCCUCUUCUGAGAGAGAUUUUUGUGGAUUUUGCUCCCUUUCUUUCUCGCACUCUUUUGGGUAGCCAUGGGCAGGAGCUGCUGAUAGAAGGUACAAGUCUGGUCUGCAUGAAAUCUAGUAGUUCAGUGGUGGAGUUGGUCAUGUUACUUUGCUCUCAGGAGUGGCAGAACUCAAUACAGAAGAAUGCAGGCCUAGCAUUUAUUGAACUUGUCAACGAAGGAAGAUUGCUGAGCCAAACGAUGAAGGAUCAUUUAGUAAGAGUGGCAAAUGAAGCAGAAUUUAUCCUGAGUAGACAGAGAGCAGAGGAUAUUCACAGACAUGCUGAAUUUGAGUCGCUGUGUGCCCAGUAUUCUGCAGAUAAACGAGAGGAUGAAAAGAUGUGUGAUCAUUUGAUAAGAGCAGCCAAGUUCCGAGAUCAUGUGACUGCAUCCCAACUCAUACAGAAAAUUAUCAACAUUCUGACAGACAAGCAUGGAGCCUGGGGAAAUUCUGCAUCAAGUCGUCCUCGUGAGUUCUGGCGCCUUGACUACUGGGAAGAUGACUUGCGGCGCCGGCGACGAUUUGUGCGUAACCCCCUUGGAUCGACACAUCCUGAAGCGACACUAAAAGCAGCUGUAGAACAUGCUCCAGACGAAGACGUGCUUCUUAAAGGAAAGCAGUCCAUCAAGAGUCAGGUUUUAGGAAAUCAGAACUCGGAGAGUGAGAUUCUCUUGGAAGGCGACGAUGAUACCUUGUCAUCCAUUGAGGAGAAAGAUUUGGAGAACUUAAUUGGUCCAGUUAGCCUGUGUACACCAGCACAGCUUGUGGCUCCCUCUAUAGUAGUGAAGGGCACUCUUUCCAUCACCUCUUCUGAACUCUGCUUUGAGGUAGAUGAAGAAGAUCCCAGUUUUAAGAAAAUCGACCCCAAGAUUCUGGCUUAUACAGAGGGACUCCAUGGAAAAUGGCUGUUCACAGAGGUUCGGUCAAUUUUUUCCCGACGCUAUCUCCUGCAAAAUACAGCAUUGGAGAUCUUCAUGGCAAACAGAGUUGCUGUCAUGUUCAACUUCCCAGACCCAGCAACAGUAAAAAAAGUGGUUAAUUGUCUACCACGUGUUGGCAUUGGCACUAGCUUUGGGCUACCACAGACCAGACGCAUCUCUUUGGCUAGUCCACGCCAGAUUUUCAAAGCUUCCAAUAUGACCCAGCGGUGGCAGCACAGAGAAAUUUCAAACUUUGAAUAUCUGAUGUUUCUAAACACCAUAGCUGGACGUACUUACAAUGACUUAAAUCAGUAUCCCGUAUUCCCCUGGGUUAUCACUAACUAUGAAUCAGAAGAGUUGGAUCUUACGCUUCCUAGCAACUUCAGGGAUUUGUCAAAGCCAAUUGGUGCUCUAAACCCAAAGAGAGCAGCAUUCUUCGCAGAGCGAUAUGAAUCAUGGGAAGAUGAUCAGGUUCCAAAGUUUCACUAUGGCACUCAUUACUCAACUGCAAGUUUUGCGCUCACUUGGUUGUUGAGAAUUGAGCCCUUUACGACAUUUUUCCUACAUGUACAAGGCGGGAAGUUUGACCAUGCAGAUAGAACUUUUUCAUCAAUUUCAAGAGCAUGGCGCAACAGCCAGCGUGACACUUCUGAUAUCAAGGAGCUGAUUCCUGAAUUUUAUUAUCUCCCAGAGAUGUUUGUCAACCUCAACAAUUACAAUCUAGGUGUGAUGGAUGAUGGAACGGUGGUAUCUGAUGUUGAACUUCCACCAUGGGCCAAAACCCCAGAAGAAUUUGUUCGCAUAAACAGGCUGACCAGGACUACACUACAACUUUGGUUGAUACAAAUUACAUCGCCGCACAUCUGCCGAAGUUAGUAUAUUGCUCAGCUACUUGCAUCAGUGCUGAACAUAUUCCUUGGAGUGGUUACGUCAAUGCAAAGUGCAGUGCAUCCACAGGUAGGUAUCCCAGUGUAGUCUGCACUGCUGUCCAGUGCAGUGCCUUUUGGGAAAUGCUCACAAUGAGUUAUGGGGUAGAAAUGAGUUUCUCAGUGAUCUCCUGGAGCUAGAUGUCAAGUUCCCAGCAUGCAACUUUCUCCAUCACUUUUAAUGACAUCACUAUCCCACUAUUUUCAAGCCUUUUUAAAAAAAAAAUCCACAAACCCACGCAGCACUUUUUGCUGUCCUCCAUCUCGGACAGAAGCGUGGAGCCUGCAGAGCUCUGCACUAGACACAUGAAGGCUGCAAAUACAGGAUGCAAGAUUUUCCAGUCUUUGCAGCCCGCAGGAGGAAACACAACAAAGGGGGACAUGGUGAUUCCUUUGGAUACAGAUUAUGAGGGACAUAGCAAAAGCCAAUUCAAGACAGACCAUGGUGAAAAUGGGGAGGAGUUUCAUUACCAGUUCUUAAAUUUGAUGAAAUGGAAAGUAGGGAUGCAUUGUUUAGGUGUUACGUCCAUUUGUAUUUCUGCAGAUAGGUGAUUCCAUAUGGCUUUUUUGUUUUGAAGCUGUCAUUUACAUGCAACAUGAGGGCUGAGGGGGACAAUAUCUGUAAACUCCAUAAGUGUUUUAAUGGUAUCAAAAAUCACUUUGUGUUUCUAGACAACAUAUAGAGAGUCUGUAAACAAAAGAGUCUGUUUACAUAUAUAGUGUACACUGUCACAAAACACGUAUUUAAAGUUUUAGCACACUGAUUGAUGAGGUAUCUUAAAAUAGUAAACUACAUUUAUUUGACUUUGCAGUGAGGCUGUAAUUUUAAUAAAAAAUAAGUUAUACAAGAGCUGUGUUCGUUAAUCCAAGGGAAAAAAGGUCUUCUGUGCUCAUUGCAGCUGAAGGAAAGUUGUACAGCCCAAACAUGCAAGAUGCUGAGCAUCUUGUGCUCUAUGGAAAUCAAUAGGAGUAGAAGGUCUGCACAUCUUUCAGUAUUGAGCCCCUAAUCUCCAUGAAUCUUGUGUUUUUGCAUGUUUUUAAAUGUAUCAAUAAAAAGGUCACAUUCAAAUUUUGAGUACAUUCCAUAAUCUUCCUCAUACAAUAUUGUGUACACCUGGGAAAUCUUGGCAGUAUUGUGAAGAGAUUGUACAUUCUGAAAGGGAGAUUUAGAGAACGUAUAAAACAUUUUAAACUUCACAGAACUGUGUUUUCUUUCUCCUUCCCAGCAGUUAAAGCUUUAAACUGCUCUUUAGUCCAAGUCUGAUGACCAGUUACAGGAAACCCUGAGGCUAUGUCUACACUUAAAAUGAUACAGUGGCACAGCUGCAGCGCUGCAGCUACCUCAUUAUAGCACUUCAGUGUAGACCCCGUCUCGGAAGGGUUCUCCUGUUGCUGUAGUUAAUCCACCUCCCCAAGAGGAAGUAGCUAGGUUGACAGAAGAAUUCUUCCAUUGACCUAGCGCUGUCUACACCCAGCGAGGUCAGCAGAGCUACAUCUCUCAGCGGUGUGGAUUUUUCAUGCUGGUUUGUGUUUUCAGUAUAGACCAGUCCCAUCCUUAAAUCUUCGCCAAUAGGCUUGUCUAUACAAGGAAUUCAUGGAGAAGUUAGUAUGAAAUAACAGAUUUGGCCAUUAGCCUGAAAAAAGGAAGGAAAAUGUAGCCUCAUUUAAAUACCUUGAGCACGUGUUUCAUAUCGGAUAUAAAUGUAGAGUAAUGUUAUUGAAACAGUAGAAUUACACUUGUGUGAAACUUUUGCAAGUGAGAGUAGAAUCCUGUUGUAUAGUUUGUAUGUAUUUUAAAUUUAUUAUUUAUUUAUUUUUUAAAUGUAUUUUUAAUGUAUUAGGCAUUGAAGUAGGACAGUGCAUCAACAUAAGCAAAAGAAAAGCAAAGUAGAAAUGUUUCCCUGAGUAAUUUGAUAUGAAACCCAUUAGCGAGAAGAUCUUUUGGAAGUAUUGGAAUAAAUAAAAGUAGUUUAAUUUCUCUGUCUAUUUAAUGUUUGUAUUUUUAUAUUAUAUUCUGUGUGCAUAUGAAUUGCUUACUUUUAUUUUUCUGAUUUUUCUCUUUGCACCAUAGCUAUCAGGCCAGAAGUUUACCUCUGUUCAGAUCUCAUCCAGUUAAAUAUUCCUUUUUAAAUUUUCAGAUGAAAUUAUUUUUUUUUUAAUAUUAUUAUUAUUGACUAAAUUUAAUUGUUUCUAUCCUCUCCCAUCAGAUUAAUGAGGAUAGUAAUACUGUGUUGAUUCCAGUCAGAAAUCUGGAUAAAAUUUACUGUUUCAUUUUACUGUUUUAAACAAAGUCCCAUAAGAAUAUAACUUUUAAAAAAAAUAGUGUGUUCAAACCCCCCACUCCCCUUUGGUUUUCAUUUGCAAACACAGCAAGAAGCAGUGUUCUUUUGGUAUUUUAAAAUGAAAUUUUAAAAUGAAAAACACUGCAGAUAUUCUUUUAAUGGGGCAAAAUUAAUCACAACAUAAAAGGAAAAAGUUAUUCUUCUUUGAGUGCUGGUUUCUUUGUGUAUUCUACUGUGGAUAUGCAUGUGCUCCAUGUGCCAAAGACUGGAAGAUUUUUACUAGCAAUGUCUGUUUGUCUGCACAUGAGCCUUUCUCCUUGUGCUCCAAACUCAGGGUAUAAGGGGUGGUGUGGACAGACAGCUUCUCUAGUUCCUUUCUACUGCUGCAGAGUCUGAAAUGGAACCUCUCAGGUCCACGGAGUUGCUCUUCAGUGUUUUCUGUAAAUAUAGUUAUUAUUAGAUAGUUUUAUAGUGUUAGUUCUUAAAGUUUCAGUAUCUCAUUAGUUAUUUACAAUUCGGGCUUCCCCCAUCCUAACAACGUAUCUCUCUUCUUCUCUGCAUGAGUGGAGACAGAUAUAUGACUCCAGAGGACCUUAUCAUCCCUCUGGAUCCAGAGUGCCUCAUUUUAUAGGACCCUGGCCUUACUAGGAGAUCCAACACCAUCCGUACAGGAUUGGUACAGCAGAAGAAGCCAUUCUCCUAUCCCUACCACCAUCUGUGAUACAUCAACAUCCACAAUACCAGUGGGACUCCUUGAAGAAUUAGAGCCUAUGUUUUACUCCUGAGGGGAGUCGGACGUUGGUGAGGAACCUCAUCACAGAGACAGGACGUUAGUCCAGACUGAGAUUCCAGAAUCUCCUGGGCCCCCUGGUGAUCUUACCAGGCAGGGUACCCUCAGGACCAAUAGUACCCUAUGCCAUGGGAACUGCCUCAAACAAUGUUUGAGCCCUCUCACAGGUUUUAUUGUGGGCAGUGAGAUCCAUACAGAUGCUACAUCAAAUCCAUACAUUCCCAUCAAAAGUCACAACAGCCCUCCCCUCCCAGAGAGGAAACUGAACUCCUCAGGAGACCAUGGAAGAGGAGGAGGAAGAACCAGAACCAGCAGUCCCAAUAGAAAUAUUUUCAUAUCCUGGUGAGGCAGUGCUCCAAUGUCACUUUUUCUGCUUGACAACUACAGGAUACUCCAGAUCCCCCUGGAGGAAGUCCAAGAGACAUGUCACAAGCUCCUUGACACCUUACAGAGCGCUGGGCCUAAUAAGGUAGCACUUCCUAUUAAUGAAGCUAUUUUGGAACCCCAAAAACCAUCUGGCACAUGCCAGCAACAUGUGUCCCCAUUCCUAAGAGGACAGAAAACAAAUACUUCAUACCAGCUAAGGAAGAAGAAAUUUUGUUUUCACAUCCUGCCCCAAACUGUUUAGUUUUACAAGCUGCCAUUGAAAGGAUAAGGCAACAUCAGUCAUGGGCCCUCCAGUAAAGAGACUAAACAUUUGAACAUUCUCAGGAGGAAGGCCUUUACUUCAGCAUGAGUAGCAGCAUAUUUAUGUGGCUACGAUGUAGCCAUAGUGGUGUAUAAACUGGCCUGACAUGUAGAAGUCCAUUCUUUACCUCAACCAGCCUGCAAUUCCACGCAGCUGAUUACCAGGUGUUAAUUUUGUCAGUUACUCAAAAUUUGCUGAAUUUACAGACGGUCCCCCACAGGAGAAUAGAGCACAGUUUCAAGCUCUUAUUAAGCAGUGUAGGUGGUUGUCAUAUCCUCUUUCUAAGUUGCAGUGGAUGCAGCUGACGGCCUCGCAGUUGAUGGUGACGGCUGUUAUGUGUUCAGAGUCUUGGCCUCAUUCUUCCAGAUUGCCUAGGGAAGUGCAGUCUGCAGUAGACAAUUUGCCCUUUGACAGGAACAACCUAUUUAGUGAAAAAAAUGGAUGAGUCAUUGCACUCUUUGAAAGACUCAAGGAAAACUCUCUGGUCCCUAGGGAUAGACUACAAACCCAGACCAGCACCACAACCUGUUUACCAUCAGAGGGAAUAUUAACCACCACAAAAACAAAUGAUGCAGCAGGGCAAAUAUAAUGCUCUCCUUCCAACCACAGCCUCCCAGUAAGAACUCUGAGAGCUGUAAAUCAACCCAGAUGCAAUGUCCUUCAACCAAGAAAAAAAUUGAUUAAAAAAAAAUUGGUGGCCACCUAACCUGUUUCCCCAAUACUUUUCAGAUGACAGCAGACAAAUGGGCUCUCGACAUCAUCAAUUCUGGCUUUGUAAUAGAAUUCCUCUCCCCUACCCCUCCAAAACCUCUUUCCUUUCCCUCUUCAGGGACUGCUUUCAUGAGAAGAUACUCAUUCAAGGUAAACUCCCUCCAUUAACAGGAGCCAUAGAGCUGGUAACUCCCUCAAGAUUGGGUGGGGAGAAAGGGUUUUAUUUAAGCCUAACCCCAGAUGUCUACACUGCAGUUUUUGUAGCCCACAGCCCAAGCUCCAUGAGCCCGAGUCAGCUGACAUGGGCCAGACAUGAGUGUUUAAUUGCAGUGUAGACAUAUCCAUCGAAAGAACUGAUUGGUCUGUGCCACCUCUUAUACAUUCAGCUCUGAGCAUGAGGAGGAGAAAGAUGUGGAUCAAUGGACACUGCUACCAAAAAUCUUCUAGUUUUACAUGCAUGGCAUACAUGCACAUCUACAGUGGAAUAUAGGUAGGGACCACACAUGUCAAAGAACUCUGGUUACCAUAUAAGGUAAGUAAAUUUCUCUGAAUCUUUUUUCCCUUUUAAAGAGCAUGAUGAGUUAAGGGGUCACUGUACAGGUUAGAUCAUUAACUAGGGAGGAUGAUAGUGCUCUCAAUCUUUUUAUUGAAAUUCUAAGUGUAAAAGCAAUAAGAUUUUUUUAAGGGAUUUUUAAAGGUACUCUCUUGAUAUCUCUCUAUUAUAUCUUACUCCCAAAUAUUACCUUCUUCUUAAACCCAAGUGAAAGGAUUACCCUCUGAAAAGUGUUCAGCAAAACUAGGAAUGUAAGUGUUUUAAGCAAAAUACAACAAAAAAUAUGAAUGAGUUUAGAUUAAUACGGUUAUGAAGCUAUGCUAAGUCACAAAACUGCCUGUGUUAUGUAAGAUUAAUGCAAUUUUGGAAAGUGAUUUCUUGGGAAGUAUCUCUGUGUUUCUUCUCUUGGUAGAAGAAGUUAAAGUCAAAGUAGUCUGCCUCAAAAUGUGAAAUCGUAAUAAUCAUUCUCAGAAACAAAAUACUAUGAACAUGAUACAACAAAAUUAAGUAAGUCUCAGGAAAUUUUUAAAAACAAACCAGUAAUGCCUUCAGUAAAAAUAAUGCUAAUGUAAAUUAAAUAAACCAGUGCUGCCUGGUGAUUUACUAUAUCGAUCAAUAGUCACUGCGAAGGCUGCUGUUUCUGCUGGAUCAGUCAAUUUUUUCUCUUUUAUGGACUCAUCAAAUGUAUCUCUGUGAUUGGCUUAUUUUGUUCCAAGUUUAAUAGCAUUUUCCAUGAGAGUAUUCUAAUGCAUUUCCCUUAGUCCAGGACUAUUUUCUAUAUAAAAUAUUUGUGCUUUUCUUUCCUUUUAAACAAAACCUUUCAUUCAAUAUACUUGUUGUUCUUAAGUUUACUUGCAGCUGUUCUUUUCAUUUUCUUAUACCUUCCUACUCAAGCAAGGGGAUGCUGCAGGAGCUUAAUUUCCUGGAGGACAGCGUCUCCAGGAAAUACUCUAAUACUUCAUUUUGUUUGUUGCCACUUAUUUAAAAUCCAUUAGAUGAGAAGGAGAAAUGGAGAAUUUUUUUCCCUGUGUUGCAUUGUUUCUUACACCUUCUGUUUCAUUAGUGCCUCCCUCCCCAAAUCUAGUGCAUCAGUGCUAUAUCCUUAACCAUAUAUUAUAGAAUUAUACUUUUUCUUUUAACCAUAAAAUAUUAGAAAAGGUUACAAGAAUAUAGAAUGUUGUGUAACUUUCACUUGCGGAAAGCAUAGUCCAUUGGCGUGAUCCCACGACCGUGAGUCAGGAACUACAGAAUUCUAACUAUGACACUUCUGAAACAGAUGCCUUUGUGAGCAUGGGUAAAUCAUUUAACCCCUCUGCUUCAGUUUCCUCCUGUAAAAAGAAAAUACUUACCCAAAAAUAUUGUUGUGAGGAUUAAUUGGUGUUUUGAAAUUAAAAUCACUUUACCUGUAAGUAUAAAACUUGGUAGCAAUAGUUUAGAAUGCAUUUUAAAAUGUAGGAGUAAAAGCAAGUACAAAUUAAAAAUUACAUUGUGUAAAAUUGCUUAUGUUCUUGCCCAAAAUAGUAUGUGCCACACUAAAUUGAUUACGUCUGAUCUGAAGUAUUUUAACUUAUUUAAUAUUUUUUAUUGGAAAACUUAAAAACACUCAAGCCUAGGUCUUGAUCCUGCACUCAUGAAAGUCCUAUUGAUGUCAGUUGACUACUCACAUAUGUUAUGAUUAACUGGAGGCUGAUUCAUCCUGGCACAUGCGCCAGCCCAAGUACAGAGGAUAGGCAAUAUGUGCCCUCUUUAGUCAUUGUGCCUGCAACAUAGACCAGGGCAGCCCUGCUAAAGUAGUGCCACUGUUGCGCUGGCUACUAUGGAGCUUUGUGGGGACACAGAACUACUGGGAGGUAAGAAAGCUUGGCCUACUUCUUCUGCUUCUCCCCAGAACAUCCCCUGCGCCUGGGGCUGCUAUGAAGGCAGCAUGAAGCUAUUGGAAUUGUCUCUGCACCAGGGCAUAGAAGUUAUGUGCAAGGUAUUUUCCACUGUGGCCCUUUUGCAUCAGCCUAACUGCUGUAAGGAGGUUGCAGAAUGAUGAUGAAUCUGGCCCCUGGUUUGGAAAAUUCCUGGUACGCUUGCGGAUAAGCAACUUUACUGAAAAAUACAUGUAUUUUACAAUCAAAAUACACAGUUAAAAUAGAAAAUAGAAGGUCAGUGUUAUAAAAUUAGCCUGCCUUUAGCUAAUACAAAACAAGGUGAACUGGAGGAAAAAGGAAAGAGUAGAACUCCAGAUGUGGAAGUGUGGGGAAGAUGAAACAACAACAAAAAAAAACAAAAGGCCAGAGUCUGUUUAAAUGGUGAAAAGAACCAGGUUGCGAAUAGAGGAGUUUUAAAAAAGGAGAAGAAAAUCUGCUAGUGGUUCAAAGGGAUGGGGGAGAGAGCCAGAUUCUGAAAUGAAGGGUGAUUAUUUAAUGCAGCCAAGAAGAAUAUUAGAACACGGAGAAUGAUGAUAUGCCGUUGGGAAAGAAUGUAAAAAGCUGAAUGACAACAAAGUGUGAGCAUAUUAAUUUUUUUUAAAGGAUGAAUGUUGAAAGGAAAAUAAAAGGCAGAUAAAUGUCCUUUAAUCCACAUGGUUGAUUAGGACCAAUCUAGACAACUAAAUUUGGUUUCAGCUAUUAUGUUAUUAGAUGUUUUAAAAUUGGUGUCUGAGAGCAAAAACAGGGAGGACAAAAAAUAUUGCUGUGUGAAAUGAAAUGGGAAACAAUGUUAUUUGAGCUAUUACCACAUUGAAUAGGUGUUCACUAAAUCUGCCUGUCUCACAUUUGCCUGAUCCCCUAAUGUCUGUGACUGGACACUUCCUGUUAAACUGUGCUGAGUGAGAUUGAAAAUAUAUGAAAAAUUGCAGUAAGAACUGGGUUCAGGUGAUGGAGGAGACCAUUUGAAAAUGCUGUCGCAGCUUCUUACUUCAUUUUAGUGAAAGGUGAGAACUGUGAAGAAAAAGUUGCUUUGCAGAAAGAAUACUGAAACUUGGUUUAUCCCAUAGUAUGAAGUGAUGUGGAAGCACUUCCAAGUAGUAGAAAUAUAUUAGUGAGAAAGACUUAAUUAGGUAAGUUUACUGUUGUAUUUCUUGCAAGGUCAUCUGAAGUUAUUUAUUGGUCACAUGGGAAAGUACUCUGCCAAUUUUGUAUUUAAGAGAUGUUAUGUUCAUAAUCUAAUAAUUGCAUAAAUAAGUCUGUAUCCUAACUAUUGGUUAAGAAAAUGAAACCUUUUUGUAGGGUUUAUAUAUAUGGAGCUAUGGAGAAAUAAACUGAGAAUUUGUGGCCUUCAACUGAACUAGGGGAGGGGAAGCAAAAACAUGGCCAUCGGUGCCCUAUAUGGAAAGACAGAAAAAAAAGUCAGCUGAGACUUUGCUUUUGAGUGCUUUUCCCUGGCAACUUUCUGCUUUGUGAAAAUCCAAGAUGAAAAACAGCAGUGUUGCUAAAACCAUUUGAGGUUCAGAGAAGAAUGAUGAGAAUGACUAAGGGCUUGGGAUAACUUUCAUCUGAAGAGAGAUUUGGAUUGUUUAUUCUAGAAAGAAGAAGAGGGGAUGUAAUAAAAGCAUGUACAGUAAUGAAUGGUAGAAAAGGUAGAUCAGGAACUUCUGUUCUCCUUUUCUCAUAAGAACAAGGGAAUGGAUUAAAAAAAAAAUAAGUUUCACACAAUGUAUAAUUAGAACACAUUGCCACAGAAUGUCAUUCAAAAACAGAUUGGACAUUUAUAUGAAUUUCAAGACUAUCCAGGGUUGUUAUAGCCAAUGCUAACAAAAGUUUUAACAGGGAUAUAAAACUUUCAUGUUCCGGAUUUAAGACAAGUUCUAACUAUUAUUGACUAGGAUGAGACUUUUAUAAAUGACAGACUAUUUCACAUUUCCUUAGUGCAAGGUUUCUUGCACCUUCCACUGAAAUAUAUUGUGCUCACCCUUGUGAGAGGCAGGAUUCUUAACUAGACAGACCAUGGGUCUAAUCCAGUACAACAAUUAUUAUUGUGUUCUUAUAAAAGACCAAAUCUAAGAAAUUUAGCAUCAAGGUCAACUCCCAGGUGUAUUCACAGAACAGUUCCUUAUUUUAUUUUGGACUCAAAUUUUCCUUUCUCCCAUCUAGAAGGGAGAAGUUAGAGGAGGCUUUUUUUGUUUUUGUUUUGUUUGUUUUUUGGGAAACUGUUUACUUCAGAUAUACUGACUCUUGAAAUUGGGGCUACAUUAAUAUUAAUUAUAUUAAAUAUGUUAAUCCUUCUGCAUUUUUCUUGUCUUCAAAUCUUGGUCCCACAUUUGGGUCUUUCUUGGCUGGAGUACUCUUGUUGCUUUAAAAAAAAAUUUAAGGCAUGGCUAGAGAUAUGAACAAUGGAGGCAGUGUAACCCGUAUCUAAAUUGGUCAUUAACAGAUGACAGGCUGAGCAGAAUUUGUGUUCUGUAGAUAAGCAGACAUAAAAUGUAUACUUGUGAGAUACUUCAGGUCCCAUGGAUAUGAUGUGUUCUGUUUGUCUGAACCAGUGUUUCAGAAGAAUAUAUAGUGCAAUCCAACUGCUAUUGUCUUUGAUAGGAAUUUGAUUAGGCUGGUAAAAACUUAAAGGGUUCGGUAGCUUGCAAGUCAUUGUAUAUGAAGGUAAUUUAAGAGGAAGUAAGUCAUUCAAAAUAUUAGGCAGUCCCAACUCAAAGAUAAUGACAAAUUGUAUGUUAUUUUCAAUGUUGAAAUUUAUGCUUUUAGUAUUUUUCUGUGUGAUUUUAGAAACAAUGUUCUGUGCAAUUAAACAACAUUCUUAUUUUAAUAAACAUUUUUAGAACACUUUUUAAAAUGUUCAGUAUGUUAUGUGCAAUAAUAUAUAAGUGUGUAUCUAUAUAUCUUACAAAACUGGGCAAACCAUUCUGCUUCUAAUUCUUCAUAGAAAAUAUUUGAGGUAUAAAUUAGAAGAGUCGUUAAGGCAGCAGGCAGUGCAUCCUUCUAAUCACAACUGACAUUAUCUCUUACCAUCUGCUUUCUGAGGAGACUAAACAUUUUGUAAUGAGGAUUGGGAAUGGAAGAUGGAGUAUAAUGAUGCUCCAAGAGUUCCUGGAGUGUUCUGUUUUCAUUAUACUUUGUAGGAACAAGCAAAACUUUAAAAUAAUAGGAUGUAAAUAUAUGGUACUGAAAGUGUUAAAAUAAAAAGACUAGGAGUUGAUUAACUCUCUGAUAUACUGAUAUGGAAAAUAAUUAGUUGUUUUAUUAACCCAUGUUUUAAUGACUUUUAAAAGUACUUGGCUGCUUGGAUUAAUCAUACAACAAUGGACCUGAUGUCUGCACUCUCUAAGUCCUCUUUCCAGACAGAUGCCAAUCACAUCACUUGAGGAACAUCCUGAGGCCCUGUCUAUACAAGAAAGGAGAGAACUGUGUUUAAAAUCCAUUCCAAAACCAUGUUAAAACAGACCUCCUAUUUAAAUAUUUUUCAGCAUGCUUUGGCUGCUAGUGUGGCCAGGCUCAAGCCUUAGCACAAAUUGUGUUCAGACCUGGCUUUGACCAUGUUUUCUGAAAUCUUUUCUGAGUGGAGUUUGGCCUGUGUAGACUGGCAGCUAAACUAUACAUGGAGUCAUCUUAGAGGACAGUUGGGUUUGAAUGUAUUUGUUAAAAAAUGUUUUAAAAUUAAUCUCUGACAAGUGUAGAUAGGUCUCUGGCCCCCAUUUGUGCCUAAGCACUAUGGUGUUGGGCACAUUAGAAAUCCACAUACAGUUGAGACAGCAGUUUUUUGGACAGGCCUACGAAACAAAAUUUUUGCCACCAAAAUAUAACCAAUUCCUGUCUACCAGGAUCACAGAUUACAUCUCACUGACUCAUUUUAUCCAACAAGUGUGUCUGGUGUAGUGUGGGGGUAGGGAACAUUUUUAGUUUUUUUCUCCCAGCUGCUUUAUUCUUUCAGCCCGAGUGAAAGGUUUAUGUUUCCAAGACAAUCUUCACAAGGAAAAGAUUUAGAAACUUUUUUUAAAAAAGAAAGGUGAGAUUCUUCUUUCUGCUUCUAGUUCUUAUGGAGCCCAGCUCUACAGACAGAAAUCCUUCAGGACCAGUAGUCUGUAGUUUAUUUUUGAACUCAGGUUGCUAGCAUGGGACUUGGCAUCAUGGGAACUACAUAGUUUAGCCAAUAAAAUGUUUGCUGACUGUUAUUUGCCCUGGGGUUUGUAUCAUGAUCAGUGGAACUGGAGUCAGGGGGGACCAUGUACUCUAGAGGACACCCAGGGAACAGGAUACAUGGGGAGUUAGGCUGGGAAUAACUCAGUUCCCACAGGGUUUAGUAAUGUUCCACUUGUCCAGCUUAACCUGUAUUCAGCUUCAGUCUUUGUGAAUGAAACAUGAUGGCAGCAUCUCAGCUGUGAGUUCUCUGAAGUGCAGCAGCUGGCAAUGUGAGCCAUGGCAAUUGGUCUCCUGGGAGCCCUGGAUUUUGCAGGCACCAACCUAGCCCAGUGAUGGAACCAGUGGAGGUUCUAGCUCUACACAGACCUGGCCAUGCAGGAGGAUGAUAACAGCAGGAAAAUAAAACUGUUUUACAUUAUUGGGGAACAAGCCAGAGAGACCUGCAUCACAGUAGUCUUAGCGACUUUUUGCUCCCCAAAGCAGAAUGAAACUGGAGCAACACAGGUUUGUCACUGGAGAUCAUAGACCUCUGUGUUGCUGUCUUACAUACUGACUUCUGUAUGCAAUUCUGGGGACUUGACAGACUCCCUAAUUUGGGACAGGAUAGUGUGGCGCUUGGGAUCACCACUUACGGGAGAGGCUGAUCUGGGAAGGCAAGCUCACAUUAGACAGCAACUUAGACAUGGGGUGUGCAGCAGAAGCCUCGGGAGAAAGGACUGGAUAUAGGUCUUUUGGAGGACAGUUGGCUGCUUAUUCCACACAAUGUCAGAGACCGAACAGGGGUAUGCCCAAACAGAUCAAGUGCUUCUGACGGUGGUAUUUGGAAUGUAGUGGUUGCCACCCAGUAAUAGUGCAAUGAGACCACAAACCCAUAGAGCAGUGUUUCUCAACCAGGGAGAUGUGUACCCCUGGGGAUAGGCAGAGGUCUUCCAGGGGAUGCAUCAACUCAUCUAGAUAUUUGCCUCAUUUUACAACAGGCUACAUAAAAAACCCUAGUAAAGUCAGUACAAAUUAAACUUUCAUACAGACAAUGAUUGGUUUAUACUGCUCUAUAUAUUAUACACCAAAAUUUAAGUACAAUAUUUAUAUCCCAAUUGAUUUAUUUUAUAAUUAUAUGGUAAAAAUGAGAAAGUAAACAAUUUUUCAGUAAUAGUGUGCUGUGACACUUUUGUAUUUUUAGGUCUGAUUUUGUAAGCAAGUAGUUUUUAAGUGAAGUGAAACUUGGGGGUACGAAAGACAAAUCAGACUCCUGAAAGGGGUACAGUAGUCUGGAAAGGUUGAGAGACAGUCAUGGAAAAGCUCCUUCCUAGUGCUUCAAGGAGAUUGCAGUGCACAUUGAUACACCUUCAUACUACCAGGGGUUGUCCAGGACAAUUACCUGUGUUAACUGGCACCCUGAGCAGGAUAUAUGUACCCAGAAUCAGCUAGUUGGAGGAAGGGGAUCAGGACAUAAACAUGCUGUGUGGUCUCCCAGUUUCAACUGCAAAGCUAAUGGAAAUCAGAGGCUAUGGUAAAGGACAUCCAACUACAGGCAGUCAAGAGAACGAUAUUAGCAGGAUGGCCAGAAGACAAAAAACAAAUACUGCUAGGAGCAAAACUUAGCUGAGUGUCCACGAUGGAAUCAUAUUUCAAGGACAGAGAGCUGUUGUCACCAUCUCAUUAUGUAAGGAUAUCAUUCAAAAAAUACAUGCCUCGCACCUGGGCAUUCCUUAGUAGAAGUGUGUGAUGCCUGCUGGUCAUGUGAUAACCAUCAGCAGAAAGAGACUGCUACCACACGAGCUGCUCACCCAACGCUGGGAAAAGGUGGGAGUGGACUUAUUUGCCUUAAGGAACAAGCAGUACUUGAUUACAGUGGACUAUUAUUCAAAUUUACGGGAGGUUGAUACCCUGCCUGAUAGAAGAAGCAAAUCAGUGACUAGCAAACAGAAGGCCCACUUUGUGAGAUAUGGCAUUCUGGACAUUGUAUUCGCUGACAAUGGACCACAGUUUGUCUAGAAAGAAUUCAAGAAAUUUGCACACAAAUUGGUGUUUGACCACAACAGCUCUGCCUCAGCAUACCCACAGAGUAUUCGGGAAGUGGAAUCAGCUGUGAAAGUAGCUGAGAGACUGUUACACAAGGCUGUUUCUUUUGUUCAGGGACCUUGUUAGCAUUUUUUGCACACAGGAAUACCCCAUCACAGGGGCGCCAAAAUAGUCCAGCGUAGGCACUGAUGGGACAAAGGACCAAAACGCCACUAACAAUUAGGGGAGACCUGUUGCAGCCCUAAGGAUGGGUACACUAUCAAGAGGAGAUGUCCAAGAAGCAGAGAAAGCAGGCACUAGAGUCUGACAGACCAGCCAAGGAUCUACUGUGAUGGUUCUCAGAGCAUCCAGGACUGAGAGUCACCUUGUUACCCCCCAGUGAGAGGCAGUCUUUCUUACGGUAACAGGGUGUCAGCUCCCUAACACCACCAGUCUUUCAGCCACUCAAGCACUCUCCUGUGGGCUAUGCCCACCCUGUCUUCACCUUGCAGGUUAGCAAUAGACAUGCCCCAGUCUCUUUGAAUUGUUCCCCUGUGAUAUCCAGCCCCUGACACUGGCUAUUCACAGAAAUCCCAGAUCCUCUGCCCCCAAAACUGCUGUGUACCCCAGUUUACCAGUUUUACCUUAAACCACCACUCCUGUAAAUCACACAGCACUUGUGAGCACUUACAAUAAAACAAAUGGAGGUUUAUUUUAAAAAGGUAAU
Molecule: messenger RNA, 21826 nt
Organism: Chelonia mydas (Green sea turtle)
Lineage: Eukaryota; Metazoa; Chordata; Testudines; Cheloniidae
Gene: LRBA
Product: LPS responsive beige-like anchor protein
Exons: 48
Coding region: 706-7950 (2414 amino acids)
Biological process (GO): intracellular protein localization
Cellular component (GO): membrane; cytosol
Molecular function (GO): protein kinase binding
Source: RefSeq, a predicted model, not a curated record